Messenger RNA from Chelonoidis abingdonii (Abingdon island giant tortoise), 1461 nucleotides. It is a transcript of the gene ERP29, whose product is annotated as endoplasmic reticulum protein 29. Gene Ontology annotation, cellular component: endoplasmic reticulum; endoplasmic reticulum lumen. Gene Ontology annotation, biological process: protein secretion. NCBI's taxonomy places the organism in Eukaryota, Metazoa, Chordata, Testudines, Testudinidae. The record is from RefSeq and is a predicted model, not a curated record.
GCCCGCCCCUUUUCUCGGUUGCUCCGGGGGCUGUGUUAGCAUUGGGCUCUGGAGCUGCAGCUCUUCCUGUGGGGGGAGCCAGUCACAACGGAUCGGGCCACGUGACCCGCGCAAAGCGAGUCCUCUCCAUCUAGAGCCUUCUCGACAUGGCUUUUGCGGGGAGCGCCGUGCCGGUCUCCUCCCUGCUGCUCUGCUGGCUUUCCUUCGCCUGGGAGAGCAGCAGCGCUUUGCACACCAAGGGCUCCCUGCCCCUGGAUGUCAUCACCUUCUACAAGGUGAUACCAAAGAAUAAGUUUGUCCUGGUGAAAUUUGACACCCAGUAUCCUUAUGGUGAGAAGCAAGAUGAAUACAAAAAGCUAGCAGAAAGCUCAGCUUCCAGCGAAGAUCUGCUUAUAGCUGAAGUGGGAAUAUCAGAUUAUGGUGAUAAACUGAACACAGAGUUGGGUGAGAAAUACAAGCUGGAUAAGGACAGCUAUCCUAUUUUUUACUUGUUCCAGGAUGGGGACUUUGACAAUCCCUUACCUUACAGUGGCCAAAUAAAAGCCAGUGCUAUUCAGCGUUGGCUGAAGAGUAAAGGCAUCUAUCUGGGAAUGCCAGGCUGCCUACAAGAAUAUGACAUCCUGGCAGGCAAAUUUGUGAGCACCACUAAAGAGUUAGACCGUCAAGCUCUUCUCAAACAGGGGCAGGACAGUUUAGCAAAAGCCAAGGAAACGGAGAAGAAACAGGCUGAGCAGUACUUGAAAAUCAUGAGUAAAAUCCUGGAGCAAGGAGAGGAGUUUGCUGCUAAUGAAGUUGUCCGGAUCACAAAACUGCUCGAGAAGAACAAAAUGAGUGAUGGGAAGAAGGAGGAGCUCCAGAAAAGCCUAAACAUCCUUGCCUCUUUUCAAAAGAAGAAUAGUGAAAAAGAAGAGCUUUAACUGGCUGGAGAACUUUGUACAAGCUGUGAAAUACUGGCACGAGGUCCCAUCCAGUUCUCCUUAUGCAAGCAAACUUCCCUUUGACCUCCAGGGAGCAGCAAAAUUCCUUCUAAUGUGCUUGGUGCUUUAGAAAACUCAGAGGAAGGCCUGUUGUCUUUGAAAAAUGACAGUAUUCUGUAGUAGGGAUUCAAACAAUCACCUCUUAAAGUGAAACUGAUUUGUAUUAGUUGAUACAUACUAUUACACACAGAAAUACAUUAAAAACAGAUUUCAGGUUGCAAAGUCAAACACUCAAAAAUUUUGGAAAUAAUAUAAUUAAGGUUGCCUCUGCAGAACUAUCCCUCCUCUGCACUGAAUGCGGGUAGGAGUCCUGUGGAAAAAAUGUGAUCACAUGAUUAAAGACUGUCCUAAUGCACAUGUACAGUAGGGCUGAACUGAGGUUGUACAGUAUCGGAGGGGUAGCUGUGUUAGUCUGGAUCUGUAAAAAGGGUAUUUCCUAACUUUUGAGUAUUUGGCUUUGUAAUCUUAAUAAUCUUUUAAUGUA